ACAAAACAAAAACAAACAAGGCAGAACCAACCUCUACUUCAAACCAGCCGGCACAAGCCCAUCCGUGUCUGCCACCCAGAGAGGGGGGUCUCUGGCCCGUGGUGGAGGAGUUGCAGGGGGGAUCAUCAGGGGGACAGAGGCCGAGUGACGUCCUAGGAGCCACCGGGCAAGAGGCGGAGGAGACCCAGAGAGGCGAGAGAGACCGCGGGCCCCCGCGCGCGGCUCGGGGCUGGGGCGCCAGAAGUGGGACUGGAGCAAAGUAGAGCGAUGCCAAGACGGAAACAGCAGGCACCCAAGCGGGCGGCAGGCUAUGCCCAGGAGGAACAGCUGAAGGAAGAGGAGGAAAUAAAAGAGGAAGAGCAAGAGGAGGACGACAGUGGCUCCAUCGCUCAGCUCCAGGGCAGCAAUGACACAGGGACAGACGAGGAGCUGGAAACGGGCCCAGAGCAGAAAGGCUGCUUCAGCUACCAGAACUCGCCAGGAAGUCACUUGUCCAAUCAGGACGCAGAGAACGAGUCUCUGCUAAGCGACGCCAGUGAUCAGGUGUCGGACAUAAAGAGCGUGUGCGGCCGAGAUGCCUCGGACAAGAAAGCCAUCCCUCCCCACAAGCUUCCAAACGAAGCGCACAACUGCAUGGAUAAAAUGACAGCCGUCUACGCCAACAUCCUGUCUGAUUCCUACUGGUCGGGCCUGGGCCUGGGCUUCAAGCUGUCCAGCAGCGAGAGGCGGAACUGCGACACCCGAAACGGCAGCACCAAGGGCGAUUUUGAUUGGCACCAAGAUGCCCUGUCCAAAAGCCUGCAGCAGAACCUGCCUUCUCGGUCCGUCUCCAAACCCAGCCUGUUCAGCUCGGUGCAGCUGUACCGGCAGAGCAGCAAGAUGUGCGGGGCCGUGUUCACCGGGGCCAGCAGGUUCCGCUGCCGGCAGUGCAGCGCCGCCUACGACACCUUAGUUGAGCUGACUGUGCACAUGAACGAAACAGGCCACUAUCAAGAUGACAACCGCAAAAAGGACAAGCUGCGACCCACGAGCUACUCAAAGCCCCGGAAAAGGGCUUUCCAGGACAUGGACAAGGAGGACGCUCAAAAGGUUCUGAAGUGUAUGUUUUGUGGCGACUCCUUCGACUCCCUCCAAGAUUUGAGUGUCCACAUGAUAAAAACAAAACAUUACCAAAAAGUGCCUUUGAAGGAGCCAGUACCAACCAUUUCAUCGAAAAUGGUCACCCCUGCAAAGAAACGUGUUUUUGAGGUGAAUCGGCCGUGUUCCCCCGAUUCCACCACAGGAUCGUUUGCAGAUUCUUUCUCUUCUCCGAAGCACGCCAGCUCACAGCUGUCCUCCAACAACCGCUACGGCUACCAGAACGGCGCCAGCUACACCUGGCAGUUUGAGGCCUGCAAGUCCCAGAUCUUAAAGUGCAUGGAGUGCGGCAGCUCCCACGACACCUUGCAGCAGCUCACCACCCACAUGAUGGUCACAGGUCACUUUCUCAAGGUCACCAGCUCUGCCUCCAAGAAGGGGAAGCAGCUGGUGUUAGACCCACUGGCGGUGGAGAAAAUGCAGUCGUUGUCAGAGGUUCCGAACAGCGAUUCUCUGGCUCCCAGGCCAUCGAACAACUCAGCCUCUGACUGUACAGCCUCAACAACCGAGUUAAAGAAAGACAGUAGAAAAGGAAAAGCAGAGGAAAGCAACAAGGACGAGAAAGUCGUGAAAAGCGAGGAAUACGAAGAUCCCCUACAAAAACCAUUAGACCCUACAAUAAAAUAUCAAUAUCUACGGGAGGAGGACUUGGAAGAUGGCUCAAAGGGUGGAGGGGAUAUUUUGAAGUCAUUAGAAAAUACUGUGACCACAGCCAUCAACAAAGCCCAAAAUGGGGCUCCCAGCUGGAGCGCAUACCCCAGCAUCCACGCAGCCUACCAGCUGCCAGAGGGCACCAAGCCGCCUUUGCCCAUGGGAUCCCAGGUGCUGCAGAUUCGGCCUAAUCUCGCCCAUAAGUUAAGGCCGAUUGCACCAAAAUGGAAAGUAAUGUCACUCGUUUCUGUGCCCACAAACCUGGCCCCAUACACUCAAGUUAAGAAGGAGUCAGAAGAAAAAGACGAAAUCAUGAAGGAAUGUGGGAAAGAGAGUCCCCACGAAGAGGCAUCGUCUUUCAGCCACAGUGAGGGGGAUUCCUUCUCCAAGAGCGAAACGCCUUCAGAAUCCAAAAAGGCUGAGCCAUGUCCCCUGAAGGAGGAGGACAAGCUGAUGAAAGAGAGUGGUGAGAAGGAGAAGCCUCAGCUCUUGGAGCCGGCGUCUUCUCUCAGCAAUGGCUGUGCCCUGGCCGACCACAGUCCGGCACUGCCCUGCAUCAACCCGCUCAGCGCCUUGCAGUCCGUCUUGAACAAUCACUUGGGCAAAGCCACCGAACCCUUACGCUCACCUUCCUGCUCCAGCCCAAGCUCAAGCACAAUUUCUAUGUUUCACAAGUCCAAUCUCAGUGUCAUGGACAAGCCGGUUUUGAGUCCUGCAUCCACAAGGCCGGCCAGUGUGUCUAGACGCUACCUGUUUGAGAACAACGAUCAGCCCAUCGACUUGACCAAGUCCAAAAGCAAGAAAGCUGAGUCCUCACAAGCACAAUCCUGCACGUCCCCGCCUCAGAAGCAUGCUCUGUCUGACAUCGCUGACAUGGUCAAAGUCCUCCCCAAAGCAACCACCCCAAAGCCUGCCACUUCCUCGAGGGUCCCUCCCUUGAAGCUGGAAAUGGAUGUCAGGCGCUUUGAGGAUGUCUCCAGUGAAGUCUCAACUUUGCAUAAAAGAAAAGGUCGGCAGUCCAACUGGAAUCCUCAGCACCUUCUGAUUUUGCAAGCUCAGUUUGCCUCAAGCCUCUUCCAGACAUCAGAGGGCAAAUACCUGCUGUCCGAUCUGGGCCCGCAAGAGCGAAUGCAAAUCUCCAAGUUCACGGGACUCUCCAUGACCACCAUCAGCCACUGGCUGGCAAACGUCAAGUACCAGCUUAGGAAAACAGGAGGGACAAAAUUUCUGAAAAACAUGGACAAAGGACAUCCCAUCUUUUAUUGCAGCGACUGUGCCUCCCAGUUCAGAACCCCCUCUACCUACAUCGGUCACUUAGAAUCCCACCUGGGUUUCCAAAUGAAGGAUAUGACCCGCAUGGCAGCAGACCAGCAAAGCAAGGUGGGGCAGGAGCUUUCCCGGGUAUCGUCGGCUCAGAGGUCUCCGGAAACAAUAGCUGGCGAAGAGGACACAGACUCUAAAUUCAAGUGUAAGUUGUGCUGUCGGACAUUUGUGAGCAAACACGCAGUAAAACUCCACCUAAGCAAAACGCACAGCAAGUCACCCGAACACCAUUCACAGUUUGUAACAGACGUGGAUGAAGAAUAGCUCUGCAGGUAUGGGUUUGCUCCCAGGCGAUUGUGACAGUGGCCUUGCAAGGAGCUUCUUACAGGGAGAUGGGUCUGCUUAGAGGCAACUAAUAUCUCCCAAUGUCAAGCAGGACAAUAGCU
Cynocephalus volans (Philippine flying lemur) is the source of this 3497-nucleotide messenger RNA. RefSeq names its product teashirt zinc finger homeobox 2 (gene TSHZ2). The transcript has 2 exons. Gene Ontology annotation, cellular component: nucleus. Gene Ontology annotation, molecular function: DNA binding; DNA-binding transcription factor activity, RNA polymerase II-specific. Lineage: Eukaryota; Metazoa; Chordata; Mammalia; Dermoptera; Cynocephalidae. The record is from RefSeq and is a predicted model, not a curated record. Gene Ontology annotation, biological process: regulation of transcription by RNA polymerase II. The coding region runs from base 268 to 3375 and encodes 1035 amino acids.